This is a messenger RNA of Thermothielavioides terrestris NRRL 8126, 1895 nucleotides long. RefSeq lists its product as uncharacterized. NCBI's taxonomy places the organism in Eukaryota, Fungi, Ascomycota, Sordariomycetes, Sordariales, Chaetomiaceae. The record is from RefSeq and is a predicted model, not a curated record. The transcript has 2 exons. Bases 304 to 1518 code for a protein of 404 amino acids.
GAGAGCUGCUGCGCCACGGCCAAGCAUGGUCAAACAUGAAAGGCACAUGUUGACAUGACACCCUUCGAGUCUGGACAGCUGGCUCCAGCAACAAUCCACAAGGAGACAGCGCUUCAUCCCAGGACUGCCGCCGAGGGGAAUUUCACCUCGGAUUGAAGGACGCAGGAUUGCCAAGUUCCAGCGGAGCUCGAUCAGGUGCCCAAACCCGGACGGAGACCGACCGGGAGCCGCAGCUCACGCACACCCGGGCAAGCGGUCAGCUGUGAGAUUUGUCGGUAGCCGCCAGCGGCGGCCGCUACAACCAUGGACCCCACACAUCACGCCGCGGAGGAGGAAAAGUCGCGGCUCCAGCGGUACCUGCAACUUCAUGAACAGUCUCCGCUGCCACCGCCGAGCCGCAGCUCGGCAUCCGGCAGCAACACGGUGCCCAUGACCGAGGAAGAGCUCGACUCAUCCUUCCCGGUGGACAGCACCCCCAUCCCAUUGCACACCUACACCAUCCCGCGGGUCCCGGUCCCGGCUCCGGCCGCAAACCCGAUCCAGGCCGCGCCCCGCUCGCCCACCCCGCCGCCGUACUCGGGGCCGACCAGUCCGGCCCACGAACCCCCCCAAGCGCCCGAGGACGCCCUGAGCAGCGGUUCCAGACCACCCCCGCGCUAUCCGGGCCUGCCCGCGCUCGACUACCGGCUCUACAAGCCGCCGCUCUUCGAGCUCUCCUCGGACAAGACGACCCUGCGGACGUCGGCGCCGCACUUCUCCGCCGACGCGGCCGCGCUGGUCGCCCUCAUCCGGCAGCAGGCGACGGUGCCGCCGAAGCCGCAGAUCCACAUCACGGGCCGGCGCGGCGGCAGCGCGACGUCGGGCCGCGUCGACUUCGCCAUCAAGCUGAACCUGCUGCCGCUGCUGGUGCCCGAGGACCCGCGGCAGCGGAUGGACUACCUGCGGUGCGUGGGGCCCGGCGAGGUGGCGCUGCGGGGCGGGACCAAGCCGGCGGCGCAGCCGGACGACGUGGAGGGGCUGGAGGGGUGGGCGGCGCGGUUCGUGGCGGACACGGCGGCGGUGCGCGCGUUCGCGCUCGAGCGCGUCGUCGUCAACCUCGACCAGCACUGGCUCGAGGGCCAGAUCCGCGCCCUCGUCGCCGGCCUGCGCUACCCCGGCACCGUCACCGUCGCGUUCCCCGUCACGCACGCCAGGGUCGUCGUGCAGAGCCCCGACCGGGUGAACAAGUUCAUCACGAGCGUCACCGGUUUUUUUGCCGGCAAGAGGAGGUACGAGGUCGUCAAGGCCGUGUGGCCGUUUGCCACCAUGCCCAGGGGCGCCGAGGCCGGCGGCGAGAGGAGGUGUGCUGUGCAGAGCGAGGAGACCUGGUGGAGGGAGUGGAGGGAUCCUAUUCGCUACGCAAUCGCGACGAAACGGCAUGGCUGGGUCACGAACGAGGACAAGCUGGAGGUGCUGAUGGAGGCGAUGCCGGCGAACAUGCCGGUGAAUGUGGACUGGGGCCCUGAUGGAUCUGUGUAGAGCUUUUUGGGAUUACCCUGAUACACAGGAUGGCCAUUUUGUUUGGAGGUUCAUAGCGAUGGAGUUACGGCGUACAGGGAGGCACAAUGGUGUCUGUUGUUGGCAUGGAGGUAAUGUCUAUAGUAGGUAAGGUACCUACGGAUUACGCCCUAUGGAUGGCGAGCACCCACCUCAGUCCAGAGUCCAGGGGGCGGUUACGACGGAGAUGGGAAAGGUGCACUGUAUGUACUGUACAGUACCUAAGGUACCUAGUUACCUGUUAUGGUAUUGAUAGCAUGGCCCGAAUUACGGAUACACCGUAACGUUACGCGCUCAUUCAAGGAAGCUUCACUGCAGACUCCUCUCUCACCCCUCCAGUCUUGCUUGUCAUCUCUCAU